This is a messenger RNA of Stereum hirsutum FP-91666 SS1, 723 nucleotides long. RefSeq names its product histone-fold-containing protein. Lineage: Eukaryota; Fungi; Basidiomycota; Agaricomycetes; Russulales; Stereaceae. Gene Ontology annotation, cellular component: nucleosome. The coding region runs from base 288 to 599 and encodes 103 amino acids. Gene Ontology annotation, molecular function: structural constituent of chromatin; protein heterodimerization activity; DNA binding. The record is from RefSeq and is a predicted model, not a curated record. The transcript is spliced from 4 exons. Gene Ontology annotation, biological process: nucleosome assembly.
GACGAGAGCAAGCCUUAGCGUGCCUGUGGCGAUCGAGUGGCGAAAGCGCGUGAGACGCGACUCGGCAACCCACCGGCACAUCACGUGCAAGCCAAACACGACCAAGCGUGGCAAUGCGCGCACAAAAGGGCGCGUUGAACGCGCGAAUCCGCAUCUCCGUCUCUUCCUCUCGCCCACCACAACCUCAAGACUUCCCGCCCCGCCCGCCGCUCUAGUCGUCGGUCGCAGCCUCACUACACACCUCUACACCAACUCAUCACUCAACCACCCCCCUACUACUUCUAAACAUGUCUGGACGCGGAAAAGGUGGAAAGGGUCUCGGAAAGGGCGGUGCUAAGCGUCACCGCAAGAUUCUUCGUGACAACAUCCAGGGUAUCACCAAGCCCGCCAUUCGUCGUCUUGCCCGCCGUGGCGGUGUCAAGCGUAUCUCUGGUCUCAUCUACGAGGAGACUCGCGGUGUUCUCAAGAUCUUCCUCGAGAAUGUCAUCCGUGACUCUGUCACGUACACUGAGCACGCCAAGCGCAAAACCGUGACUGCCCUCGAUGUCGUCUACGCGUUGAAGCGCUCUGGCCGUACCCUCUACGGUUUCGGUGCUUGAGCGAUAUAGAUUGUCGCUCGGCCCGUCUCCCCUUUUCACUUCUUUGUAUCUCAGUACAUGUAACAUUACUCUGUCUGAUCCUAUCUCUCCGACGUUGGCCAAUUAAUGUGAUCAAUGACAUUCC